This is a messenger RNA of Paramecium octaurelia, 1788 nucleotides long. The record is from the annotation of a GenBank genome assembly. NCBI's taxonomy places the organism in Eukaryota, Ciliophora, Oligohymenophorea, Peniculida, Parameciidae.
UAAAAUGAAUUUGGAAGAGUAUAUUUUAAAAGAGAGACUGAAGCUCAAUAAGAAAAUAGAGGAUCGUUAUGAAAUAGUCAUGCAAUAAAUCUAAUUAAAGAGCCAAUAAGAAAUAGAGUUAAUCAGACGAGAAUUAGAGAACAUGAAAUAUAUGAGCGAUGUGUAUGAAUAAAAGUUUACUGAGAUGGAAUAGCAAAUAAAAAAAUAACAAUCAAUUAUUUAGAAUGUUGAAGAGAAGAAUGCUGAAUUACUCAUUCAAAAUAUUCAACUUCAACAUGAAAUAAAAUUGAAGGAUGAAAUAGUACUAAAAAAUGUAAAGGAAUGCAUGAAUUUGCAAUCCAAUACAAGGAGAUGCCAAUCAAAAGGAAUUCUAUAUUUUAAAUAAAAAGUAAAGGAGAAAUAAAGAAUUAAAAAACUAAAGCAUGAGCAAGAGAUGCUUAGAGAGCGUAAUCAAUAUUUAGAAUAAUUGAUUGAAUAAUAAUUACCUCAAGACCAAGUAAUGUAGUAUUUAGCGAACAAAUGUAGAGUAUUGUAGAUAUAGUUUGAUGAAUUAAAUUAUAAAUAUUUUUUAAAGUAAUGAGCAAUGCCAAUCAAUAUGCAGAAAAUAGUCUUCUUUAAGAGCAAGGCAUGGUUGGAAAUGCCAACCAAAACUAAAUGCAAUAAGAGAAUCAAAAUCAAAUAUACACUUUCAAAGCUCCUUGGCCGAUCUAUGCUAUGGGAUUUCAAUCAAAACCUACACCGUAAUCUCGUAUAGCUAUAGGAAGCAUGAUUGAAGAUGUUCAGAACGAAGUCAGCUUAUUUAAGUGAAAAUAGGUUUACAUCUUGCAAUUAGACAAAGAAUAAGAAUCCUUUUUCAAGAAGGCUAAAUUCAAUCAUCGAUAUGCUCCCACAAAAGUAUUAUGGAUUCCUGAUGUUGAAGGGAAGUAUCCAGAUCUCCUAGCCACCAGCGGAGAAAAUCUGAAGGUUUGGGAGUAUGAUGAUUAAAAUGCACAAGUGAAGAUUAAGUGGGACUUAAAGAAUGUAUAGCAAUUAUUAAUAAAUACAUCCAUUAGACAAGUGACUUCAAUGCGCCCUUAACUUCAUUUGAUUGGAGUUGUAAACAAUAGAAUUACAUUGGAACUGCUUCAAUAGAUACUACUUGUACUUUAUGGGAGAUAGAAAAAUAGACUGUCUUUACUUAGUUAAUAGCACACGAUAAGGAAGUCUAUGAUAUUUGUUUCAGUGUAGAUCAUCAAAUCUUUGCUUCCGUGGGUGCAGAUGGCAGUUGCAGACAAUUCGACUUGAGGUUCCUCAAUUAUCAUAAUUCAAUAGAGCUUUAGAUCAUUCAACAGUUUUGUUUGAGACUGAAAAUAACAAUCCCAUAGUUAGAUUGGCAUGGAAUAAAAUGGAUACUAAUUAUCUAGCAGUAAUUGAGAUGGAUGUAAAUUAUGUAACGCUAUUGGAUACGAGGUAAUUUAAUUAACCAUAUUUUCAGACAACCACUUUUACCAUUAGCCAAAUUAAAGAAUCACAAAGACUUUGUUAAUGCAAUAGCAUGGGCACCUGAAUCAACAACUCAUCUUUGUAGUGUAUCUGACGAUUUUUCAGCUUUGAUUUGGGACUUUUCAGAAUUGCAGAAUAAACAAAAUGACUUGAACUCUAUUGGUAAUUCAUAAGAUUGACUAUUCUUUAGACCCCUUAUUAGAAUAUAAAGCGGAAAACGAAAUCAGUAAUUUGGCAUGGUCCUUAACUAAAGUAGACUAAGUGAGCAUUUGCUAUAAUAAAUCGUGUUAAAUUUUAAAUGUUUGA